UUGUGUUUGUGUGUGUUGUGAGUGAAUCGAGAGAUAGAGUAAAUAACAGAGUUUUUCUGAAAUUGACAUUUAUUAGAAUAUACUAUUGUUUUCCUUAUUUUGGGAGGAUUCGUCAAACGAUGCCCUACACGAUUAGUUAAGAUUCUUGAGCAUGGACAACCCUCAGGAUUGCUUGGUUACGAGUUCUCAAGACAUCAUUAAGAAGGAUAAUGGUGCCUCAACUUCAGGCAAUUCUGUGGCUAUCUUCCAGACCAAAAAUAGCAAGAAGAAAAAAUCCAAAGGUGGAAUGGAGCAGUUUUCAUGGUUUCAUAGUUUUCAGAAACAGUGUCAGUCUUUAUUGGGAAACACUAGCAUGAAAGAUCUCCUCAAUGCUAUAACAGUGUACACAGAGCACAUAUCGAGAGAUGUAGAGGCAAGCUAUUCAAAGCCUAACAGAGCUGCCAAAUUGAAGUCACACAUGAUCUCUGUUUUGAACUUUUUCCACAACCAAUAUAUACUCAUCAAGCAACCUUUUGAAAAUUCAACCUAUCUAGAAAAGAUGUCAAACCUGCUGACAUUUUACUUCGACAUGGAAGUGAAAGCAUCAAGGCGAGGCAAAGAAAGUGUCAAGAAAAUUACAAGCAAACUUAUUUCUGCUUUAUUCAUCAUGUUGAAUGAUUCUUCGGAGUUCAUCUUAGACACCAUUUUAAAGGCCCGAUUCACUGUUAAGAGCUACAGUGAGAUAUGUAUUCCAAUAUUCAAGAUGGUGACAGGCUUGCCGCAGUCACAAGAAAUGAACUAUGUCCGCUGCCUGCUUGUGUUCAAAAUUUGGAAGAGAAUGUUGCCUUGCAGAGAGGAACGCAACUGCAUCAACAGACUCGCUGUAGCCAAGCUUAGCCCCCCACCAGCACAGGUGUUAGAGUUCAUCAAGCGAGGACUACUAACCAGUGUGUUGCCGAACCCUCCUCCUGACAAGACGCCGUUACUCCUCACAAGAUUCUACAUGACCAAGAAGUUCAACUUGCGGGAAUCCGUCAAGGCAUUCUUGAAAUUGGAGGCGGAUUUGAAACUGAACGACUUCACUUCUAGUUUGGAUGCUAUACGAUUUUUUGAUGAUGAAGAUGAAGAGGAUAAGGUUAAUGAGGAAAGCCAUUUUGAGAAGGAUUACAGUUUAUUGGAAUCAAUAUGGAUAGACAUUUCCAACUCGCCCCCUCCCACCAAUCAACCUUGCCUCUCCUCCUCCCCUUCCACUUCUACAUCUGGCAGCGCAUCCUCAAAAGUCAGUGUUGGUGAAAACAGCCGUUCAAUGGAAAUUGAUAAUGCAAUCCUCUCCAAAGUGAAAAAAUCCCUUUUUAAAUCUAAAGUAACCAAGAAGAACAAGCAAACAAAGACCAAAGUCAAGGAGAAAAAGAAGAAAAAUAAACAGGAUUUAGUCAUAGACUUGUGUAAAGAUAAUGAUGACAUUUGUUCUGACAUCACUCAAAACCCCUUGGAAAAAGUAAAGUUGUGUUUAAAUUCUUCGUCAAAAUCAGCCUUUAAUAGUAUUGAUAAUAAUGUGCAAUUGGAGGUUAAUUCUACCGAAGAAUCAAAAUUAGGUUCCAAAAUUGAAAAGAAUCUUGUCAGGUUAGAACAAGGGUCCAAAAUAAGUGAUGAGAAUCAGAAGGAAUUUGAAGUUUCUAGUGUGUCAAAAUUAAACUCAAGCUGUACUGAAAACAAUAUGGUCUUUGAAAUUUCUAGUCAGUCAAAAACAAAUUCAAACUGUAAUGAGAAUGAGAUGGAUUUUAAAGUUGCUGAUGUAUCAAAAACUUAUUUAAAUCGUAAAUCUAAAAAAUGUGAUCAAGACACAACCGGGGAAAUAAUCAAUAAUGAAUGUGAAUUUACUAAUACUACGUUAAUAGAGGCUAAGUCUACAUCAAAUGAUAAACCAGAAUCAAUUCAACCUGAAGAUUCUAAUCCUAAAUCAACCGAAGAGAACCGAGAAGAAGAUAUACCUGUCUUGGAGCCAAGAGUGAUGUCUGAGGAAGUAGAAGAAAGUAAUGACAAGAAAAGUAUUGAGUCUAAAGCCAGACCUGAGGAGUCGCAUUCAGUUUCUGAGGCUGAAGAAGUAGAUAAAGUAGAAUCCUCGAUAAACAAAAUUAUUAUAAGCUGCAAAAACUUCUCUAGAAUGGAUUAUAUACAUGAAGAGUUAGAAGAAAAGACAGAACAAUUUUUGGACGGAGAACCAGGAGAACUGACAUCUUUAAUUGAAAUAAGUGAAGAUCCAAUUUUUAAAACAGAAAUCUUGAAAGAAGACAGUUUAGAUUUUAAAGAGGAUGAUACAACCUCAGAUAAAUUGUUAUUAAAUCCAAUGGAAGAAGACCAGCAGUCUAAAGAGACAUGGAACAACGGUUUCGCUGUCAAGCCAGUACAUGAACUCUCUACAGUAAAUAACAAUUGCAUUAAUUCUGAAAUCAACUCUAGUUCUGUCUCUAAACCUGUCUUGACAAGAAGUGUUCAUGAAGAAAGUAAAACAUGCAAUGAAAAACAGCCAAAUAAGCCAGAUAAAAACCAUAAACCAGUUGCUUCAGAAGUAAGCAAAAGAGACAACUUAACAUACAGUGUAGAAAAAGACACAUUCAGUGCACAAAAUUGUAUUCAAGAACCAAUUACAAGCAAGCAAAAUACAAAUAAAACUGAGAUCAACCAAAUUAGGCCUAUUAAAACGUUUAGGGACGUUUAUGGUCAACAACAUCAUGUUAUUGUUCCAGAAAAACCAUUUAGUGCUAUCCACAAAUUAAAAGUAGCAGAAAGUGUGUCUGUUCAAAGGAGAAAUUCUAGCCAAGAUUCGUCUGACGUUUCUUCUUCGUUGGAAGACAUCCAAAAGAAAAAUAACGUUUCUAAUUUACCCGAUAAAUCAUUUGUCACUAGAGAAGAGUCUUCAUCAUGUAAGGUCGAGAAAGAUAAUUUCCAAACGUUUUCUUCUUGUAUGCAAACAUCUGAGUCCACACACAAAGAAGUAAACAACCGUAUCAAAGAGAAAUGUGAUAAAAAUAUUCAAGUUCCUUCAAACGCGUUUGGUUAUGUAGUCGAUAAACCAGAUUUUAUUGAGAGUUCAAAUUGUCUAACAUUACCAGAUAUUGACAAAACUAAAAAACAAGAUGAUAAUAUACAACCAGGUUUAAAUACAUGUCUGUUGCAUAAAAUAUUAGGAGAAGAAGACUGUUUAAAAAGUGGUUGCCUACUAAAAAGCUCUGUUUCUGAACAAUUCACUGAUGAUUUUAACAAGAGUAAUCUCUCAGAAGUAUGUUUAAAACAAGAGCUCGAAAACUCUACUGAGUUACCUGGUGAAAGUGUAACUCCUACAAAUCCAUCUCUAUGGAAUCCUUCAGCUGGCAUAAAGGUUGAAAAAAAUAGCAAAAACAUCAGCAGUUUAGAGUGCACUGAGGGGAUUCGCAAAACUUCUAGUGAAUUUUUGGUCAGAAGUGUGACCGAAGCUUGCAACUUUAAAGAGCUGGAUAUUGCAAGUGAGUGUGACAACUUUACAGCUAGUUGUGAGUUUGAAAGUGAUAAUGAGGACAGAAAUUUGGUCAUUGACGAAGAUAUGGAUUCCAUAAAAGAUCACAAUGAAACUGAAGAUGGACAAUUCAACUAUAGAAUCGACUAUGUGCAUAACAAUCUCAGCAAUAACAUUGCUAGUCCUGUUCGUCUAAACAACAACAUACAUGGUAAUAAAGGGAACAACCAAUUAGUGGAUCAAAACAUAGCAGGUAAAUUACUAGAUUCACAAGUAAAAACGAAUCUGGAAAAAGUGCCUAUAGUUAAAAAUACAACAAAAGAAAAUGAGCCAACAAAAAAAGAACUUGUUGGGAAACAUAAGUUGCCUAAAAUAGUAGAGAAUAAUAUUAAAACUUCAUACCUUCGUAAUUCUUACAUCACUGAAGCUUCUGUUGAUUCAAGUAUAAAGUAUCGGCCGCUCGCAAGUAAUGAAGUGUCACAUACUGCAGGAAAUAGCACACAGAAUAUUUCAAGCGGAGUAUAUUAUGGAGGAGAAAGCUCAAGUGUUGUCUCUAAAAAUUACACUACAUCUAAAAUUGUUAAACCAUCCGGGGGUAAUGUUAACCCCGCAUGUAGAGUAUACUCACCACACCGUAUAUCCCAAGUCAAUGACCCUAAUUGUGUUCGAAUUAAUAAUAGAGAUCCUAGACUUGGCCCUGUCAAUAUAAAUAAUAACACUUAUGAAGUGCAUUCCAAUAUAAAUGUUCAACUAAAUCAUAACAACCAACGUAAUAAAAUUAAAUCAUUAAAAACUGUUGGUGCUACGAAUCAACCAGUUUUUACUGCUGAAGUAGCCAAGUCUGGGUCUCCGAGGCUUCUUUCAAGCCCUGGCUGUUACGAAACAUACACACAGUAUGAUAUGGGAGGCAAAAUAUCUGUUCCUUCUAAAAAAAGCAGAGCAUCCCCUGUUGAACGAUACAAUCUGAGAAAUCCCAUGACUAAUGAGAAAUACAAAAGUCAACAUCUAGAGCCAGCUAAACCUCAAGAAAAUUGCAGUAACAAUUCACGCUCGAAUAUCGGAGUUUAUGCUGAGAUGACUAAUUCCAAAGGCAACUCCAGCCCCUCAUUCCUCAAGUACCCUAAUGAGCAUCAAACAAUAAAUACAGCAGAACCAGUUUAUGAGACAGUAAAUUUGAGAGAUCCGUUGUGUUUAGUAAAGGGUAAAGAGGACCCGAGAGAAAUGUAUGAUUUUGAAUUCAAUGUCUUUCCUAUUGCCCAAGAAAUUGAAAUAUGUUCAGGAUCAGGUGAUUGGAUCUAUCCCGUGUCCAGUGAGAUCGGUCAUCCAGACUGGCCUAUUGCCAUUGAACAGAGUGUGAUUGACAGUUCUGCCUCUUAUUCUCAACCGUCCGAUCAAUAUACGUUCUCCUUGAUGAAGGGUGAUGAGGGAUGUAUCAUCGCUGGAUCAGAUCAAAAAUUUUAUGCUCCUUUGGAAUUGCAGCAGGUUGACAACAGGCAUCCAAGUAUUGUUGGGGAAAAUGUUGACAAAGAAACUCUCAAUUUGCACUUGAGAACUUUGGAAGCAGACAACAGUCUGUGUUGUUCCCAGCGAGAGUUCAAAGAGUUCUAUCUCUCGCGAGAUGUAUCUCCUACGAUUCCGGUCCCAUUCCCCACGCAAGGCCGCACAGACAUUUUGAACUCAACAGCCAGAUGCCUGUGUGAACAAUGUUCAGAUAACCACCAGAAGCUUUUAAGCAAUUACAAUCUUCUUACUCAUUACAGAAAUUCCAAAAUAAAACCACUAGGUGUGUUCACUAAAUUGGACGAAGCGUCUUAUUCAGAAAAAGAUCCCAAUGGAGAAUUUGAUAGCAGUUUACCGCUGAAAAAGAGGAAAACUUUGACCAAUUCUAAAGCUAGUGAAGAGCUUCUGUUGCCGUCAUAUCCAAACACCCCGAUGAUCAGCAUUGCACAGUUGGAGUUGACAGGCUACGAGCAAAGUAAUCAAGUAAUAGUUCCUAACCCGCAGAGCCAGUGGAGGGAUGCAGUUAAUUAUAAUCCUCUGAAUUUGGUCCAACCGACAACAAUGGAAUCAUUUGAGGGACAGACAAAAGGGAAGCGUAAAGCCAGCAAAAGAAGAAAAAGUUCAAGUAUUAUACUUCAACAUUCACGGAUACAGUAAGUUUUUUAUGUAUAUUAAUGAAAACAAGUCAAUUAAAAAAUUUUGAAGAGGAGAGAAAAUGGUUCCAUUACGGAGGACAAUAUACUCAUGGAAACAUCAAGAGCAUUUUAUAAUACUUUGUAAACAAAUUUUGCAUUCAACCUUGAAACUUUAUUUUGUUUAGUUAGCUUUUCAUUAAAUUAUUAAUACAACACAAUUUCUAAAUCAAAGUACCAUACCAUACAAUUGCAGUUUUUGCAUUCUUAAGUAUUUGAUUAAUAAAUCAUUAUUCCGUCACAACCAACUUUUGAACCAUUAGUUCAUUUUUUUAAUACUCUGGAAAUUACAAAACAGAAGAUCGCAGGAAUGGAUUCUACAGGAUUUGUCAUUAUAUAAAUGUAAAUACAAGUGUGGAUUGAAGAUAGAUAGUGAUUUUUGGUCAACUUGCAAAUUAAUCCAAUGAAAGAUGGAUCACAGAAACACUAUUACUGUAUUUGUUUGCUAAAAUAGAAGCUGGAAACAAUAUUCAAGACAAAAUCCUUAGUAAAAAUUGGUUAAAAAUACUAUUUUACAAUAACAAAAUUAUUUAAUAUAAUGUAAAAACUAAAAAAAAAAUUAUUACAUAUUUUUUCUAAAUAUUAAUAUUUUAAAUGCAAGUUAGACUAUGAUCAAUUUAAGGACCUCAUAUAGCAAUAUUGAGAGCUUAAAAGUGGACUUCUGCAGGCGAAAGCGGUCACCUUUUUCCUAAAUUUCAAAAGCAGGAUCACUGAUUUGGAUGGACCCAAAAGCAGGUGACAAGGGAAACAGCCUUGCUCACUUUUUCUAUGGAAAUCUGCUCAACAGUACCCAGUAGAAUGUUAUCAGAUGAUAACUGGAGCUGCUGAAUAUGUUGUAGAUGGACUCUGGACACUGUUAAAUUUCUGAAGAAAACUAUUCAGAACUGCAGCUGAUUAUGUACUUUGGAGUACACCUACCAGUGAUGUACAACUUCACCAACACCAUAGCUUUUAUUCCUAGGGCUGCUGAUUUGGUUUUUGACUAAUCAUUUUAAAGGGAUUCGAUAAUGAAUUCCAUUGUGUAUAACGAUUUUUUACUCAGUCUUCUGCCUUCUGGGUUGUUAGGUAAAAUACUGUUUAAAAAACAAACUUUCCUCUACAAGUAGGCCUUAAAUUACUCUUUGAGAUUAACUUAAUAUUUUAGAUACUCUUGAGACUAAAUUAGCUUUAAAAACAUGAAAAAAAGAUGUUGAAAGUCAUAGAUUGUAAGAAAAAAAGUAUGUUAAUAUUUCGAAGAAAUAUCAGUAUUUCUACUACAGGAUUAAUAGAAAAAGUAUUUAAAAUGAACAGGUUUAUUUUACAUGUUUAUGAUUAUGCUAAGUAAAAUACUCAUUAGAAUUUCAAUCAAAUUGCUUUUAACAAUUGAACUUGAAAAAAAUAUGGGCCUUGUUCAAAACCAGACAUGACCUUUAAUGAUAGGAUAUUGUAAUUUUGGAACUACCUAUCUAGCUCUCACAGAUAAGAUACCUAACCUUGUUGUCAUAUAUUAGGGAAAACAAGUAAAAUUUACAAGGAUUAAUCAGCAGUUCUAAGAAAUAAUCAUGUAUGAUGCAAGAAGAUAGUUCAGCAACUGUAUAACAUCACACAGCUAUUUUCAUGUAUAAUUAAUGUGAUAUUUUGCAGCAAUGCCUUUUUUUGGAGAUUUUCUUGUAAAUAAAAAACUCAGGUUACGGUUAGGUGUAAGAAUUGAUCUCACAUUUCGUUAGAAAAUAUAAAUUGAUUUACGCUGAUUGACUGAACAUGUUAUUGGUUUACUGCAAAUUUAAUACGAUUCCAAAAAGGUUUUUUCGAUUCAUAGGGCACUAAUGAAUGACUAGGGAUUGUGUAUUGUAAUAAGAAAGAAAAGAAGGCACAUUUUGACGCAGUAAGUAUCUUGUAUUUACGCAAUUUAUGUUAUGUGAAGUCAUGUGAUUAUCUUUAUUUUGCAUCCCACAACAUUUUAUGCUCUUAUAAGAAAUGUUGCUACUUAAUUAAAGAUUUUUUUACUAACAGGUCAUCAAAAAGCAAAACUAAAAAUUUGGGACUGCUGUAAAAAUGUGUCAAAUUUAAAUUAGGCUAUGCAUUUUAAAUCCGCAUUGUUGUUCCAAACUUACUGUUUAGUUUUAAAUAGUGCUGUAUUUGUUUAGUAUAUGUUAUUUCAAAUUUAUGUUUAAUUUUGAAAGGGAACAAAAUG
Molecule: messenger RNA, 7837 nt
Organism: Macrosteles quadrilineatus (aster leafhopper)
Lineage: Eukaryota; Metazoa; Arthropoda; Insecta; Hemiptera; Cicadellidae
Exons: 15
Coding region: 152-5629 (1825 amino acids)
Source: RefSeq, a predicted model, not a curated record